Molecule: messenger RNA, 2664 nt
Organism: Quercus robur (English oak)
Lineage: Eukaryota; Viridiplantae; Streptophyta; Magnoliopsida; Fagales; Fagaceae
Product: receptor protein kinase-like protein ZAR1
Exons: 2
Coding region: 382-2505 (707 amino acids)
Biological process (GO): protein phosphorylation
Molecular function (GO): ATP binding; protein kinase activity; protein binding
Source: RefSeq, a predicted model, not a curated record
AGUCUGAAGAUAGCUUUUUCCAUGGGCCAAGGGAGUGCUCUAGUGUUUUGGACGGGGUAAGAGACUGACCCAUUGCCAUUUUUAAACACAUAUAGUGUAUCCCUUAUGUCGCUAUAGCACUAGAAUUAAGCCAAACCUUUAUUCUCCCUUUACCCUCUAAAGAAAUUUCAUCCUGCUGAACUUAUCUUUCUAGUCAUUACCACAACUAACAAACGGCUAUUUCCAGAAUGUGGAAAGUUUUGGAUAACCAUUUUAGUCCACGCAUUUAAAUCAUAGCCUCCUUCUUUAACUGCAUGUAUCAAUUCCUAGCACAUUAGAAGAGAUCCUCAGGAAACCCAUAUUUCUUCUUUACAUUCCCUUGAAAACUCGCCUUCCUGGGAGAUGAAUUUACAAGUAAUCUUCCUGUAUUUCCUCAUAUGCAACUAUUUUGCUAUUGUGCGUUCACUGAGUGAUGACGGUAAUGCUCUUUUGUCAUUCAAAAACUCCAUAGAAAACUACACAGAUGACCCCCUGAAUAACUGGAAUUCUACAGACAUAAGCCCAUGUUCAUGGCAUGGAGUAAAAUGCAGGGGAGACCGAGUUGUCUCUCUUUCUAUUCCAAAUAGAAAACUUGUGGGGUCUCUUCCCGCUGCUCUUGGAAACCUCAGAGAGCUUCGCCAUGUUAAUCUUCGCAACAACAAGUUCUUUGGAAGUUUGCCACCCGACUUGUUUCAUGCAAAAGAGCUAAAAACUCUGGUUCUUUCAGGAAAUUCAUUAUCUGGGCCUAUUCCUCAUGAGAUAGGAAACCUCAAGAACCUGCAAAUUUUAGAUUUUUCUCAGAACUCAUUCAAUGGUUCAAUACCUUCAUCUUUAGUUCAAUGCAACAGACUAAAGACACUUUCCCUUGGUCAAAACAGUUUAACUGGUCCUCUUAUAGAUGUUUUUGGAACCAGUUUGAUUGCUCUUCAAAGAGUCGAUCUUUCCUUCAACAGACUCAGCGGUUCUAUUCCUAGCACCAUGGGCAAUUUGUCUAGUUUAAAAGGAACUCUUAAUCUGUCUCACAACUUUCUCAAUGGUACUAUCCCAGCUAGCCUAGGAAGCCUUCCUGAGACAGUGUAUAUUGAUCUCAGUUAUAACAAUCUUAGUGGAAAUAUUCCCCAAGUUGGUACUCUAUUGAGUAUAGGACCUACAGCUUUCGCUGGCAACUCUUUGCUCUGUGGACUUCCAUUAAAUAUUUCUUGUUCUUCAAGCCAUCCUGAUUCACAAUCAUUAUUUCAUUUCCCAUCUCAAAAUUCAGAUAGCAGCUCUGGUAAGAAUGGUAAAGGCAGUAACUCAUGUUUGAGUAUUGUGAUCACAAUUGUAGCCAGUGUCAUAGUGGGAAUCUGCCUUAUUGGGUUGCUGGUCUCAAACCGGUGCAGAAAGAUUACUGCUUGUAAAGAUGGUGAACAAGCUGGUGGCUGUAGCUUUGAGAAAGCAUUGAUGGUAAGAAAAGAGUUUUUCUGCUUUGCAAAAGGAAGUCCAGAGAUCAUAUCAGAAAAUAUGGGGCAUUACAACUUUGUGCAAUUGGAACAGCAGCUUAAUUUUGAUCUAGACCAACUUCUGAAAGCAUCUGCUUUUCUUCUGGGUAAGAGUGGAACUGGGAUUGUGUAUAAAGUUGUUCUUGCAGAUGGGCGUGCCUUAGCAGUGAGAAGAUUGGGAGAAGAUGGAGGCUCUCAGAGGUUUAGGGAGUUCCAAGCUGAAGUUGAAGCAAUUGGAAAAGUUAGACAUCCCAAUAUCGCGGCUCUUCGAGCUUAUUGCUGGUCCGUCGACGAGAAGCUCCUCAUCUAUGAUUAUAUACCUAAUGGUGACCUUGCCACUGCAAUUCAUGGGAAAGCUGGAACAGUUCCCUUCCGACCACUUUCAUGGCCUGUUCGUUUAAGAAUCAUGAAAGGAAUAGCAAAAGGUUUGGCUUAUCUUCAUGAAUUCAGUCCCAAACGGUAUGUUCAUGGAAAUCUAAAGCCUAGCAACAUACUGCUUGGGCAGAAUAUGGAACCCUAUAUCUCUGAUUUUGGACUUUGCCGCCUCCUGAAUACAGACAGAGGAUCCCAAACGUAUGAAUUGGAUCAAAUGACUAGUGGAACACCACAAAGCAAUUCUCCUUUUGAAUUUCUGCCAACAAGUCCAACAGUAACAGUGGGAUCUAGUUAUCAAUCUCCUGAAGUCUCUAAAGUCACAAAGCCAUCCCAGAAGUGGGAUAUUUACUCUUAUGGAGUGAUCUUACUAGAGAUGAUUUCUGGAAAAUUUCCAAUGAUAAAGAUGGGUUCUAUGGAAAUUGAUCUAGCUCAGUGGGUUCAGCUCAGCUUUGAGGAAAGGAAGCCACUCUACCAUGUCUUAGAUCCCUUCAUGGCUCAUGAUUUAGAUGAGGAGAAGGAGAUAGUUGAUGUAGUUAAAAUUGCUCUGGCCUGUGCUCAGAAGAGCCCUGAAAGGAGACCUUCUAUGAGGUAUGUCUGUGAUAAUCUGGAAAGACUGGCGCCAUCCAUUAAUUGAAAGCUAAUACUGGACAGCUCGAUUGUACAUUGUCCAUAUGAAUGCAUGCACCCAUCCCUCCCAACCAACACACAAAUUUCAAGCUCAUGAAAUCCUAUAGCAUAUGUAGACAGCAAAAGUUAUGUUUCUCCAUUAAUGAAUUUUCAAUAUCUCUGUAUU